AUCGCAAGAGGAGUGGACUUCUAGUGAAGCAGCAAACGAAAAUCUCCAGAAAAGCAAAGUGUACUAAGGAAACAGUGCUAGUGGAGUAGUAACCUGGAAGUUGGAAAUCCGCCCUGCACGUGCAUCGAAAGAAGAAAAGGGUCAUGGUACUGACGAAAUGGAUUUACGUGGCCUUCAAGGGCAAGGCUCUUGAUUCGGAGGAGCUGAUCCAAGUUUUUCGCCGAUUUGGAGAUCCAAAGGUUGGCAAAAUCGUCGGAACGCAUCACGCCUAUGUGAAGUUCGAUAAUCCGAAGGAUGCCGCCAGAGCCGUCGCAACGAUGAAUGGAUCUGUGAUUGACAGAAAAGGGCCGGUAGAGGUUACGCUUGCCAACCCGGGGCGGGACACGGAAUGGAAGGCGUCCGAUACAAAGUACGACACCAUUGUAGAUUCCAGCGUGGUACCGCGGAUAACGCCACCGAUUCCUAAAGUAAAUUCGAUUAAUUCAAACGAGCUUCAAGAAAUCUUCGAGCCGAUUACCGAGGAUAUGGUACGGAAGACUCAUCCGUUCGAAAUGAAGGAUAUGCUUGCUACUCGCCUGCGGCCAGUUGUUGCCUUCAUGUGUCCGGAACUGGGAGAUAAAUUGACCGGAAUGAUUGUCGAACUCGACAGCGGCGUCGUGCUGAGUCUGCUAAAGGAUAUGAAUGCUCUGAAGGAUAAAGUGCAGCAGGCUGCGAAGGUGUUGAGCGAUUUUCGCGAGCGUAAACGAGUGGCGAUCGCUGAGUGAUCGGUACUGGCUUUCGAGCAUUUCACGAUCUGUUUUUUGACUCAGUUUACUGACCCAAUCAAACUAUAAUGUAUUCGUAGAAACAUUUCCCGGUUUUCGGUUCCCCGUUUUAUGGGGUAAGAAUUAGAAUUCAAUAUAGGAUUGACAACGAUCAAAGAAACGCGUAUCUUAGAACGAGAAAGAAGACCUAAGAAGACUAGCCUAUGAAACAAUAAUUGUGUUGAAAUCAAAAUUUAAUUUUUUAUUGCUAACUACGCCGUAGAAAUUGGCGGCCUAUUGCGAUUGUGACGCUAAUAAAUCCUGGAACGUACAAUA
Messenger RNA from Anopheles aquasalis, 1079 nucleotides. RefSeq lists its product as uncharacterized. The record is from RefSeq and is a predicted model, not a curated record. Gene Ontology annotation, molecular function: RNA binding. Lineage: Eukaryota; Metazoa; Arthropoda; Insecta; Diptera; Culicidae.